This is a messenger RNA of Phymastichus coffea, 1714 nucleotides long. Its product is annotated as modular serine protease-like. The transcript is spliced from 5 exons. The record is from RefSeq and is a predicted model, not a curated record. The coding region runs from base 15 to 1271 and encodes 418 amino acids. Lineage: Eukaryota; Metazoa; Arthropoda; Insecta; Hymenoptera; Eulophidae. Gene Ontology annotation, molecular function: protein binding.
UUGAGCUCAUCAUCAUGAGGAGUUUUGUGAUAGCAUCAGUUUUCACAGCUCUGAUCGCAUCAGCAAUCACCGCGUCGGUAAUCAAAAAACACAAUUCAACUACGCGUGCUUCCAAAAUUACUGUCGCCCCAAAAAAACCGAUCGAGUCAACGAGACAGAGCCGUUGUUCCUCUGCAACUCAGUUCCAGUGUGAGAACGGUGAAUGUAUUACCACAGCUUUGGUAUGCAAUGGGUAUAGAGAUUGCAAAGAUGGCACUGAUGAAAAGUUCUCCAUUUGCUUUUCGCCAGGUGGCCGUCAAAUCACUACCAGUACCAAUAAACGAUAUGGUGGAGUUGGCGACCGUGGUGCCUUUACUUGCGCUGAUUAUGAAUUCUUGUGCACCAGCGGCGAAUGUAUCAACCAACAAUACGUUUGCGACAGAAUUAAUCACUGCAGUGACGGUAGCGAUGAGUUUUCUACUAUCUGCCCUAGUGGCUUUAAUGGUAGUGGUAAUAAUGGCAGGAAAUGUCUUGGAACUGAAUUCCAGUGCAGAAAUGGUGAAUGUAUCUUCGGUGGAUACAGGUGUGACGGUAUCGCACAUUGCUUUGACAGCUCCGACGAGGAUUGGUCGAUUUGUCAAAAUGUCGUAAAAAAAUCAGAAUCCUCCCACAGACCACUGAUACUCACGAGACCUACAGGAACUAACCAAAGAGAUAACAAUGGUAAUCAAGGAGGUAAUGAUACUUACCAAGGGGGUAGCGGUGGUAAUAAUGGUAACAAUUGGGAACAAAGACUAAUUCGAUGUAAUAUUCCACCUCAUCCAAGUAACGGACGUUGGAAGCUACAUAGAUCGCUCUGCGACUCCAAUAUCGAAUGCAGGGCACCUUCUGAUAUGAAAACUAUGAAUCCGGGCAGUUAUCUUGUCUAUAGUUGUGAUAAAGGCUUUAUGAUCAAUGGUACUAGCGAUGUACUUUGCGGUCCUGAUGGUCAAUGGAUUCAUACGCCUAAAUGUGAUCAGGUCAAAUGUCCGGAUUUGAGCUCCUCGACGACUGAAGCCCUUUGCACGUGGAAAAGCACGAUCGUGUCUUGUGAAAUACCCGUCCCAAUAGACACAAUUGCUGACCUUAAUUGCCGUAAAGGAUUUGUUCAGGAAGUUAUGUAUGAACAGGCCUACAAGCAAGUAAAGUGUCAACCCGAUGGCAAGUGGAGUCCUAAGCCUAUUCGAUGUGUCAAGAAACCUAGGAAAAUUAAGCUAGUAUUAGAGGGUGAUAUGAUUAUUCUUGGAGAGUGAACAUCUGUUGAAAUUAUGUUUACGUUUAUGCAAUAAAAAACAUAAAUUCUGUACUGUACUAACUUGGUGUAAGAUAUAAUUUAUUUCUCUUUUCAAAUAAAUAGAUAAAAAUUUUAUCCAGUAAACUCUGAGCAAACCAUGAUUCUGUAAGAAAUGUUAUGUUAAUGCCACUUGGACACCAGUUCUUCAUUUUUAACGUUUUUUUAUACAUUUUAAUAAUAUAUAUACAUAUAGCAACACACUACCGAAAUCACAAAUUACACUUUCACAACAGUUACUAACAAAAAAUGUGAAAUUUGAACUUUACUUCAAAUCAAUGAACAAUCAUUUUGAAACAUAUGGAUGGCAGAGUGAUAAAAUUUAGUGGUAACAGAGAUUUUAUGCUAAAUUUAUGAAUGAUAAAAUCAAAAGAAUGAAUUGACCGUUUUCAACUCUUUGUAUGA